CUUUUGGAUAUUUCGUGUCUGUAUAUAUAAGUUUGCAUUUAUAAGAUCAAUUCUCGCAACCCCAUAAACAAUUCCUCAAGAGCCGUUGACAAACCAAAAAACUUGUUAAUUAAAAGUCAAUAUUUGCUCUAGACCCUCCAAUUUUCCGUAAAAAUCUCCAUAAAAGUCUCUGUCCCUCCUUGCCAACCAAAAACUACAAACACACAUCAUCCUUCGACUAUCUUAUUCAUAGCUAUCACCACCCAAAAAAGAAAUCACCCUAAUCAAAAAAAAAAAGGCAAGGAGAGAUUUUAUCAUUAUUCUAUUUUCAUAUUUUUUGAAAAAACUCAAGCAAUUGACUUUUGUGAUAAAGAUUUGAAGAAAGAGAUGAGGAACGAAACGGGUGGUACCAUGGUCGUUGAUCUCCAAACCGAUCCAUAUAACAACAUUCACAGUCGCCAUAAUCUGAGCUACGACCUUAGCGAGGGUCCCAAACCUAGGCCUAAAUUUGGUAAUAUCUCGAAAACUGACCACGACGAGAUAUUCCCUCCCGACGAUCCCAUCAUUAUCAACAGCAACGUGACUCACCAGCGGUUUAGCAGCGUCUCGGCCUCGACCAUGAGCAGCGGUCCGGCCAGCGGAGAAGGUUCUCCUUGCGUAAUGUCGCCUUGGGCCCGCGUGUCGCCUCCUUGGGGUGCAGAUUUCAACGAAGACAAUGUCCUCGAGACCAACGGUCUCAUUGGAUCUAUUGUUAGAAAAGAAGGGCAUAUAUACUCGCUAGCCGCUUCUGGUGACCUUCUCUACACGGGCUCGGAUUCGAAGAACAUUAGGGUUUGGAAGAAUUUGAAGGAACACGCUGGGUUUAAAUCCAGUAGUGGGCUAAUCAAGGCCAUUGUGAUAUUCGGAGACCGAAUCUUUACCGGCCAUCAAGACGGGAAGAUCCGGAUUUGGAAGGUUUCGAAGAGAAAACCAGGAAAACAUAAGCGGGUUGGAACAUUGCCAACAUUUAAAUCAAUGGUCAAGAGCUCCGUCAACCCUAAGCAUUUCAUGGAGGUACGCCGCAACAGAAACUCUGUGAAGACGAAGCAUAACGACGCAGUGUCUAGUCUUAGCUUGGACGUGGAGCUUGGAUUGUUGUACUCGAGUUCUUGGGACACGACAAUCAAAGUGUGGAGAAUCGCGGAUUCAAAAUGUUUGGAAUCGAUACAUGCACACGAUGACGCGAUAAACUCUGUAAUGUCCGGUUUUGAUGACUUGGUGUUCACGGGAUCCGCAGAUGGUACUGUUAAAGUGUGGAAACGUGAGUUGCAAGGCAAAGGAACAAAACAUACGUUAGCUCAAGUUUUGCUCAAGCAAGAAAAUGCGGUCACGGCGUUGGCCGUAAAAUCACAAUCUUCCAUCGUAUAUUGCGGUUCUUCGGACGGGCUAGUGAACUAUUGGGAGCGUUCAAAGCGGUCAUUCACAGGCGGAAUACUCAAAGGCCACAAAUCCGCAGUGCUUUGUCUAGGUAUAGCGGGGAACUUGCUGUUGAGUGGUUCCGCCGACAAGAACAUAUGCGUAUGGAGGCGGGACCCGUCUGACAAGUCCCAUCAGUGUCUCUCUGUUUUGACGGGACACAUGGGGCCGGUCAAGUGCCUAGCCGUGGAGGAGGAACGGGCUUGUCAUCAGGGAGCAAAAGCCUCAGUGGCCGAGGGAGACCGGAAGUGGAUUAUAUACAGCGGAAGUUUGGACAAGUCGGUGAAAGUGUGGCGCGUGUCGGAGAGAAUGGCCACGUGGAAGGAGAUGGACGAGCCAGCAGCAUCUUCAGAGCGGAAGAGCUCUUCGUCUCCGCAUGAAGGAAGUGGCGCGUGGAGUUCACGCAAUGUGGAAAAAUAAGAGUGGAGGAGCAUAGUGUGAUUAUUUACGAGAGUGUCACGUCGUCACGAGAGCCAUAUUCACGCCGGGAAAGAGACAGAGGAUUGAUUUCAUUUUUAUGACUAAGUCAACGGAGAGGUUUGUGCCACGCUAGCUGGUGUGAGAAUCAAAGUCGGGUUAAUGGUUUUCACGUAAUGAGUUUUUUGGUUAUUUUUUUCUUUAAAAAAAAUGUUUGAAACGAAAUUGAAUUAUUUAUUUAUUUUCCAUAAAUUUGUAAGAUAACAAGAACAAAGACCGAAUCAAACAUAUAUAUUUGUUUUCUUUAGUGGUCUAUGUCGUG
This is a messenger RNA of Arabidopsis thaliana (thale cress), 2173 nucleotides long. Its product is annotated as Transducin/WD40 repeat-like superfamily protein. Lineage: Eukaryota; Viridiplantae; Streptophyta; Magnoliopsida; Brassicales; Brassicaceae. The coding region runs from base 367 to 1854 and encodes 495 amino acids. The record is from RefSeq and is marked reviewed. The transcript has a single exon.